AGAGAGAGUUAGAGCUGCUCUGCAGAUUAUCAACACAGAGAGACGGGAGAGAGAUGCAUCCAAAGAGGAAUGCAGUUUUAUGAAUUAAGAAUUCUCCAAGGAAAAUAACUCUGUGAGCAAACUUGCUACGGAAAACACAAGGUUUUCUAUUUUAAGUGAUUUAACAGAAAAGCAGAGGAUGACGACACAGAUUACUGUGCCAAGAAAUCCACAAACAGGAACAAUAGGACAUGACGACUAUAGCCUGUACAGCAGUAUGAGUGAAGAUGAGCUCAUUCAGAUGGCCAUAGAACAAAGUCUGAAUGAAGAUCACACUGAGCAGGUAGCUGCACAGAAGAACAUCGUAGCAGCCCCAAGAAACCAAGUUAUUGCAAACCCAACUUGUAAUCAUAAUCCACCAUUUCCAAUUUAUCCUUGGCAAAGGCAGGCUGUACAGUCCGGAAGCCAGCUUCAAGCUUCCAGCUCCGGGUCAUCUCAGGGGUUAAGACGGAGAUAUAACGGCACCUUGUUCACUUCACCCCAGCCGGAAGUGGUAGAUCCUCUAGUGACAGCAAUCAAGGAAGGAGAUGAAAAUGCAUUGUAUGAUAUGAUAAAAUCAGGAAGAAAUCUGGCACAGCCUAACAAAGAUGGAUGGUUGCCGCUCCAUGAAGCUGCUUACUACGGGCAAGCAUGUUGCUUGAAAUUUCUGCAUAAAUCUUACCCUGGGACAAUUGAUCAGCGUACACUUCAGGAGGAAACGGCACUCUACAUAGCAACAAACAGAGGAUAUAUUGAUUGCAUGCGUGUAUUGUUGCAGGCAGGAGCAGAACCUGAUAUUGCAAACAAAUCUAGGGAGACGCCACUUUAUAAAGCCUGUGAACGCAAAAAUGCUGAAGCCGUCCAAGUGCUAUUGCAGUAUAAUGCUGAUGCAAAUCACCGUUGCAAUCGGGGAUGGACUGCUCUCCAUGAAGCUGUUGCUAGAAAUGAUUUGGACAUAAUAGAACAUUUGGUCAAAGCUGGCGUCAAGAUUGAUGCUGCAAAUUGUUAUGGAAUCACUUCUUUAUUUGUGGCAGCUGAGAGUGGUCACUUAGAAGCUUUGAGAUACCUUGCCAAGUGUGGAGCUGAUAUUAAUACCCAAGCCAGUGACAAAGCCUCUGCACUCUAUGAAGCUGCUAAAAAUGGCCAUGAGAACAUUGUGGAGUUCCUCUUGUCUCAGGGUGCUGAUGCUAACAAAGCCAAUAAGAAUGGGUUAUUACCUAUUCACAUGGCCUCUAAAAAAGGCUAUUAUAAGAUUCUGAAAAUGCUUCUCCCUGUAACUAGUCGCACUCGAAUCAAGCGCAGUGGCAUCAGUCCUUUGCAUUUGGCAGCUGAAAGCAACCGUGAUGAUGUCUUGGAAGAACUGAUUGAGGCUGGAUUUGAUGUGAAUGCCAUUCUCUCAGAGGAACGUUCUCGACUUUAUGAAGACCGGCGCACCAGUGUCCUCUACUUUUCAGUUAUUAACAACAAUAUUUAUGCUACUGAACUGCUUCUGGAGGCUGGGGCCAAUCCCAAUGUCGAUCUCAUCAACCCACUGCUCAUAUCCAUCCGCCAUGGUUGCUUAAAGACAAUGAAGCUGCUUCUUGACUAUGGAGCCAACAUUGAUGCCUACAUUGCCUCCCACCCUACUACGUUUCCCGCUACCAUCAUGUUUUCAAUGAAGUAUCUUGCCCUGUUGAAAUAUCUGAUGGAUUUGGGAUGUGAUGCCUACUCCUGUUUUAAGUGUCAGUAUGGAUGCGGUCCACAUCCUCCCAUUGAAACGAGGAGGGACAGGUUUAAUGAUGAACCCCAAGUGAAUAAAGAGCAAAGAAAUGUACAGUUUUGUGAAAUGGUUUCAGCUCCAGAGAUAAGUCGUUGGGCAGGACCGAUUAUUGAUGUUCUUUUAGAUUACGUGGGCAACGUGCAACUUUGUUCCCGGCUGAAGGAGCAUAUCGACAGUUAUGAAGGGUGGUCUAACAUUAAAUUAAAAGCAGAACCACCAAGGCCACUUGUUCACCUCUGCCGCAUCAAAAUUAGAAGUUUGAUUGGGAAAAACCGUAUUUCCCUUAUUGACUCCUUGCCCCUCCCAGGAAGAUUAAUUCGCUAUUUACAGUAUGAUAAUCGCCAGUGACCUCAGAUAAACCUGGCAAUCAAUUGCAAGAAGAAGUAUAUGUAUGACAAAACACAGUCACAUGAUGGAGUCAGAUUGAUAUAGGGAAAGAAAGAUUUUGCUUUGCCUUGCAAGGGGGGAAAAGGAUGUCUGCACAGAAGGAUCUGAUCCAAUAGUGUUAAGUGUAUGGAUAACUGGUGAGACAAGUCAGGUUAAAGGAUUCUAGGAGCAAACGGCAAAAGAGGUUGUAUGCUAUUUUUCAGAGAAAUUCAGUUGGAGUUGGUGGUGCCACAGCAGUAGUAUCAUAUAAUGCAAGGAGGAGAAAAUGAAAGAGCACACAGGAAAAGUUCACAAAGGCAAUCACAAUUAUCUCCAAAUACACACUCACACAGAUAGCAUAUGAGCCCAAUGAUGAUACCGUUUCAUUUUCUCAGUGACAUUUCUCAUGCUCUCCACUUCCAGCAUUAACAAGAUUGGCUGUAGGUUCUGUUUGCAGUCUGACAGUUCACACAUUAUGUUGGUCUGCAUGACUGGCUGCCACGUGAGGUAAGCAGAAUUACUUACAAAGAUGAGAAGUAUAUUUUAUGAAUGGUUGCAUAUCUAAAAUCAUCUUGGUCUCAAGCAAAGAUCUAAAAUAGAAUAAAGCCCACAAUAGUUGAAUGGGUGAAGAUUAAUUUAACACAGUUUUCUAGUGUGAUAAGACUUUCUAGCUAUUCUUUCUCUUUCACUUUUUUCUUCUAACUUAAUUUUUUCAUGAUGUUGAUAUUCUCAGUAAUCAACAUCCUGGGCCUUUUACAAUUUUUGUUCUUGUUCCCACAUAACUCACAUGUUUAAAAGUGGGUGCUGUAAAGAAUUAUUGGCCCAUUUUGUCACGUUAACACAAAGUCAAUUGAGCUAGAGGGGCCACAUUUUCAGAUUAGCACAAGGAUGAAUUACAUUUUUUUAAUUGUCCGAGAACUUGUGGAAAAUGGUUUCACAAACAGUUGCACAACUGUUUAAGAUAUAAUCCAAUGCAACUGCACUAGCAUGGAUUUUCAUUCCACUAGUGACCACUUUAAAAGUAAGAAAAGAAAAUCUUGU
This is a messenger RNA of Anolis sagrei ordinatus, 3184 nucleotides long. It is a transcript of the gene ASB2, whose product is annotated as ankyrin repeat and SOCS box containing 2. Gene Ontology annotation, biological process: intracellular signal transduction. NCBI's taxonomy places the organism in Eukaryota, Metazoa, Chordata, Lepidosauria, Squamata, Anolidae. Gene Ontology annotation, molecular function: protein binding. The record is from RefSeq and is a predicted model, not a curated record.